Molecule: messenger RNA, 2421 nt
Organism: Salvelinus fontinalis (brook trout)
Lineage: Eukaryota; Metazoa; Chordata; Actinopteri; Salmoniformes; Salmonidae
Product: angio-associated migratory cell protein-like
Exons: 4
Cellular component (GO): cytosol
Molecular function (GO): protein binding
Source: RefSeq, a predicted model, not a curated record
GUGUUGGGCGUGUUCUCUGUGGACGGGGGCAAAGCCUCUCAGGAGGAUGCUGAGGAGACCAACUCGGUGGAGUCAGUGGGGUUCUGCAAUGUGUUGCCCCUGAUAGCGGUGGCGUAUCUGUAUGGGACCCUGGCUAUCUAUGACCUCUCCUCACAGGUCCUCAGACACAAGUGUCAGCACCAGGCUGGCAUUGUUAAACUGCAGUGGGAGGAGUCAUCCUCUGUGGUGUCCACUUGUUGUCUGGACGGGGCGGUGAGGCUGUGGGAUGCCCGCUCGGGAACCAUGGUGUCAGAGUACCGCGGCCACCAGGCGGAGAUCCUCGACUUCACACUCAACAGAGAAGCCUCUAUGGCGGUCACUGCCUCUGGAGACCACCAGGCCAAAGUCUUCUGCCUCCAACGACCAGACCGUUAAUCAGAGGGAGAAAGAGUGAGAGAAAUGUGGAUGGACUCAACUCCGAUCGCGCUUUGUCCACAAUGCACCUUAAAGGCAAUGUUCCCGUUUUUGUGGAGUCUGUUUUAACGGUGGACACUGCAUAUAACGGCUCAAUCCAAAGUUGUCCUUUAAAUGGCGCAUUGUCAACAAAGCGCGAUCGGAUUGAAUCCCAGCCUUUCAUUGGGUUUUCUCACAACUGAGGGUUUUUGAACUGUCUUGUAUCGAUUGUGGUCUGUCUGAUAUAUAGUAGACCUGCAGUGUUCUAGAAGGUUCUAGAACUGCCAGCCAUUGUACUCAGGUUUCUCAAGUAGAACCCACACAAAAUAUAUUCAUUCUACGUGGUGUGGUAGUGUAGUUGUUGGAACACGUCAACCUGGAGGCAAUGAAGCAUCUAACAGUCGACCAAUGGGAUCCGUCGUGUGGUCUGUGAUUUAUCACUAAAUACACUUACAUCUACACCUUGGUGUUCACUGCGAUUUGGUUUGAUGACAAUUAUGAAUACACAAUAAGGUAAUAGAGCUACGUAGAGAUGGAGAUCUCCAUGUCCCCAUCAUUUCUGGUGAGUUGUGGAGUGUAAUCCUCACUUUCCCCCUAAAUCACCCCAAAUGAUGUAAACUCAACCUUCUGUAAAUACACUGCUCAAAAAAAUAAAGGGAACACUAAAAUAACACAUCCUAGAUCUGAAUGAAUGAAAUAUUCUUAUUAAAUACUUUUUUCUUUACAUAGUUGAAUGUUCUGACAACAAAAUCACACAAAAAUGAUCAAUGUAAAUCAAAUGUAUCAACCCAUGGAGGUCUGGAUUUGGACACAGCAAACCUUCUUACCAUAGCUCGCAUUGAUGUGCCAUCCUGGAUGAGCUGCACUACCUGAGCCAGUUGUGUGGGUUGUAGACUCCGUCUCAUGCUACCACUAGAGUGAGAGCACCGCCAGCAUUCAAAAGUGACCAAAACAUCAGCCAGGAAGCAUAGGAACUGAGAAGUGGUCUGUGGUCACCACCUGCAGAAUCACUCCUUUAUUGGGGGUGUCUUGCUAAUUGCCUAUAAUUUCUACCUUUUGUCUAUUCCAUUUGCACAACAGCAUGUGAAAUUUAUUGUCAAUCAGUGUUGCUUCCUAAGUGGACAGUUUGAUUUCACAGAAGUGUGAUUGACUUGGAGUUACAUUGUGUUGUUUAAGUGUUCCCUUUAUUUUUUUGAGCAGUGUAUAUUGGGCCCUGUUGAAAUGCUUUAGAAAUGCAUCUGUCUGUCCUUUUCUGACGUAAUCACGAAUCUGAGUUAGUUGGAUUGGUGGAAGUAAUGUGAUAACUUUGCUUUCCCCUACCCCAUCACUGACCUUAAGGAAACAUGGAAGGAAGGGUCCAUCUCUGAAGUAUUGGGACAGAGCCAUGGGCUUUGUUCUGCUGUUUGUUGGAACCAUUUAAGACGUUUUCAACCCAAGUCUCUAGGUUGCAUCAGCUCUGCCUGAGAAGGCUUUGUGCAGACCGUCAUUGAGUCACAUAUUGUCUCUCAAAUGGCACUCUAUUCUCUAUAGUGGCCUUCUUUUGACUAGGGCUGUGGUCAAAAGUAGUGCACUAUAUAGGGAAUAGGGUGUGAUUUGUUACACAAUGUAGGAACCAGAACACUGCUGUGAUUAGAGUAUGAUAAGCAUACUACAAAGUCAACUGCAUCAUCAGGAGAUGCCCUAAUUUGUUGUUGUAAGCUUGGAUCUGUGAGCUUGAUCUAAUGCAUUCAGCCACGCUACAGGGUGGCCGAGCCAAAAUAGCUUCUAGGCUAAUCUAACAUUAUACAGAUAUGACUCAGAUACAGUGCAUCUGGAAAGUAUUCAGACCCCUUGGCCGUUUCCACAUUUUGUUACGUUACAGCCCUUAUUCAAAAAUGUAUUAAAUAAAAAAUGUUCCUCAAUCUACACACAAUACCCCAUAAUGACAAAGCGAAAACAUUUUUUUUUGUUUUUUUGUGCAAAUGUAUUAAAAUAAAAACUGAUACCGUA